Messenger RNA from Vespa mandarinia (Asian giant hornet), 955 nucleotides. RefSeq names its product CXXC motif containing zinc binding protein. Gene Ontology annotation, molecular function: zinc ion binding. The record is from RefSeq and is a predicted model, not a curated record. Lineage: Eukaryota; Metazoa; Arthropoda; Insecta; Hymenoptera; Vespidae.
CUCACGUUAUAAAUAUUUGUUAAUGUCAAUGACGACAGAACUUAAUUUAAUGAUAAUACAGAAAUUAAAAGCCCUAGAAAAAUUUUGUACCCAGGAAAAGGGCAGGGUGAUUAGUUCAAUUUAAGUGUGAAAAAAAUUUUUAAAUCGAUAUAAAUCGUUGUAACCAAAAUGGUUAAGAUAGCAUUGAAAAUCAAAGUAUUGUUGGAGAAUAUAGAAGAAUUGAAGUCCUCAGGAUUAAGCCAUAAUUGGUAUUUUAAAUUUAAAUGUUGCAAUUGUGGUGAAAUAACAAAGAAAUGGUGCUCUGUUUCUUUAGAAGAUUCUAUCCCAAGUACAAAGGGGAAUGCUGUGAAUCAUUUUCUAGCUAAAUGCAAGCUUUGUGGUCGUGAGAACUCUAUGACUAUUGUAGAAGAUUCUAUCAAAUCGUUUACUGCUGAAGAUCAAGGGAGAUUUAAAAAAAUCGUUAUAUUAGAUUGUAGAGGACUAGAACCUUGUGAUUUUUCUGCACGAGAAGGAUGGAUUGCAAAAGCUAUAGACAAUGGUACAGAAUUUACGGAUGUUGAUUUAUAUGAAUAUGAAUGGAUUGAAUAUUGCGAGAAAAUAAAGAAACCUGUUGGAAUAACCGAAAUUGAGCACAGAUUUGAAAGAGUUAAAUAAAAUAUCUAUUCAUAAAAUGAUGUAUAUAAAAUAGUUCUCAGUUAGUGUUUCUUUAUUGUUUUAAUUAAUUAUUAAGUUUAUACAAUCUACAUGUAUACCCUUCUGGUUGAAAAUUGUUAGAUUGCAUUUAUUCAUUAUACUCAUUAUCAUACUUUCUAAAGUAUGGAUAUUUUGUAAUUGCAAUUUAGAAUAACACAAAAGAUUAUUUACUUAUUAAGUAUAUUGUUUACUUACUAAGUAUAUUGUUUAUAUCAACUAUGUACAAAGUCCUUGAAUAAAGCAGUAAUUUCAUAAUGCAUAA